Symbiodinium pilosum is the source of this 381-nucleotide messenger RNA. The record is from the annotation of a GenBank genome assembly. NCBI's taxonomy places the organism in Eukaryota, Dinophyceae, Suessiales, Symbiodiniaceae.
CUUUGGCCAAGGCGUCAGGAGGCAGAGAAGGAGACUUUCACGGACCAGCACGGACGAUCACAGACUGCGUUGGUAACGUUGGAGGAGUACCAGAUGCUCAAAACUGACAGCUCUGGAUCUAAGGGUAUGCACAUUAUCUCCGUAUCUCAUUGCUGGGAGGCUGAACAGCAUCCUGACCCUUUCGGAAGCCAGUCACGACGUCUGGCAGAACAGCUUCAAAGGGAGUCUAAAUGGCUCGGCCUGGACAUGUGGUGCUUUGUGGACUUCAUGUCGCUUCCACAGCACGGCCGUACCACAGAGGAGGAGGCCUUCUUCCGGAAGGCAGUAGCAUCGAUGCACGUCCUCUACGCCCAUAGGUCCGUCGAGAAGGUGAUCAUACUA